Daphnia magna is the source of this 1416-nucleotide messenger RNA. Its product is annotated as nucleoporin NSP1-like. The record is from RefSeq and is a predicted model, not a curated record. Bases 1 to 1416 code for a protein of 471 amino acids. NCBI's taxonomy places the organism in Eukaryota, Metazoa, Arthropoda, Branchiopoda, Diplostraca, Daphniidae. The transcript is spliced from 5 exons.
AUGUCUUAUCUUGCAUUUGGGGCACCUGCUACAACCACUCCUGCCCUAGGAUCAACAUUUGGACAAUCUGCUACGGGUGGCUUUAGUUUUGGACAAACAACCACAGCCCAGCCACCAGCUACGGGGGGUUUGUUUGGUGCCACAAAGCCAGGUCUCUCUUUCGGAACAGGAUCCACCUUUGGGGCCCCAACAACAUCUGCUGCCGCAACACCAGCUUUUGGACAACCUGCAACAUCAACCUUUGGGUUUGGAACAUCUGCAGGAACAACCCCAGCAUUUGGAUUGGGAGCCCAGGUGCCUACAGCCGCUCCAGCCCCAGCAUUUGGUACUGCUUCAACAGCAACCACCGGUUUGGUUUUGGUCAGAGUGCUGCAGCUCCUGCAUUUGGAGCUGCACAGCAGCCAGCUACCCUUCAUUCUCAUUCAGCACACAGCCAACAUCCACUUCAGUAGCAUCACCAUUUUCAUUGGGCUCAUCAACAGCUCCCGCGUCGUCUUUUGGGCAAGCGUCGGCUCAACCAGCCUCUGGACAGGCAUCGUCAGCUCAGCCAGCCUUUGGACAGGCAGCAACUCAGCCAGCUUUUGGACAAGCAGCAACCCAGCCAUCCUUUGGACAGGCAACAGCUCAGCCAGCCUUUGGACAAACAUCAGCUCAGCCACUUUUGGUCAAUCAACACCAGCCUCCCAAAGUGGUCUAAGUUUCGGCCAGACAUCCACGCCAGCUUCGACAGGUCUUAGUUUUGGUCAACCAGCAGCAGUUCAGCCAGUUGGUGGUGGCCUUUCUUUCGGCCAAACAACUACACCAGCUUCGACUGGCCUCAGUUUCGGUCAACCAACUACAACUUCGUCAACUGGAGGUUUCGGCUCUGGAGUCAGCCCUCUACAACAUCUACGGCUGGAGCCAGCAACCACCGGGGCCACGGGAGGCUUUAGUUUCGGUCCGCCAGCCCCACUGCUGUGGCAACACCGGCAACUGGAACCCUUAGCUUUGCCAGCACCAACCGCCGCAACGACUUCAGCACCUCCAGCCUACAGUUUUACUACUCCAGCAUCCACAACAGGACUCAGUUUCGGGACGCCGGUCACUUCUGCCGCUACUCCGGCCGCUGGUGGAUUCUCGUUAGGGACCGCCUCAGUUUUACCAACACUUGGUCAACAGAGUGGAACGACUCUUCUUUGGACAGCUACUGCAACAGCUUCCGCUUUACCUUCAUUGGUGCCCCAACAGCCACCAGUGCUGCUCAACCUACACUUUCUCUCGGCACAACAACGUCUACACCCUCAUUUGGAGACGCAACAAACGGCAACCAGCAGUGCCGUACAACCUGCUCAACACUCAGUUUCGGAUCAACCACAACCCCGGCAACAGGCUUUUCAUUUGGAGCUCCAACAACGACCGCUGAUGCAACAAAAGUAG